GGCCCGGCCCCGCCCGCCGCUCCGCCCUCCCGCCGCCCGCCAUUACGCGCCGCUCCGCCCCGGGGGCGAUCGCGGCCUGGUCCCGGCCGCCGCCGCGGCUCCUUCGGCGCGGGGCGGGGGCAGCCAUGGAGGACGCGGAUUACUUCGAAGGCAGCGCGGCCGAGUGGGGCAGCGAGGCGGACGGGGGGGACGGUGAGCGCGGGGCUGCCCGGUGCGCGGCGGGAGCCGGCGGCUCGGCGCGGGCCUGUGGGGCGGAGGGGCCCCGGGGGUGCCGCUUGGGUGCGCGGAGGGGCUGCCGGGCCCUCCCGUUCCGCGGGCGGGGGGCGCCGCGCCCGGGGCUGAGGCGGGAAGCAGCGGGCGGGCCCGGGUUGGCGCCUGGUCCCUGAGGCGCCGCGCGUGCCGGGCAGCGGCGGGCCCGGGGCGAGCUGGGGCCUGCGGGCAAACCCGGCCCAAGUGCGGGGGCGCGGGCGGAGCCGGGCCGGGCGCUGACUCGACUGUGCUUAAGAAUAGCAAGACGAUGAGGAUGGGGAGGGAGAAGAUGAUGCCGAAGUCCAGCAGGAAUGCCUGAAGAAAUUUUCAACCCCUGACUAUAUAAUGGAGCCCUCAAUAUUUAACACGUUAAAGAGGUAUUUCCAAGCAGGAGGUUCUCCAGAGAAUGUUAUCCAGCUCCUCUCUGAAAACUACACUGCAGUGGCACAGACUGUAAAUUUGCUGGCAGAGUGGCUCAUUCAAACAGGUGUUGAGCCAAUGCAAGUUCAGGAGACUGUAGAAAACCAUUUAAAGAGCUUACUUAUCAAGCAUUUUGACCCUCGGAAAGCAGAUUCCAUCUUUACAGAGGAAGGAGAGACUCCAGCGUGGCUUGAGCAGAUGAUAGCACAUACUACAUGGAGAGAUCUCUUUUACAAGUUGGCAGAAGCCCAUCCCGACUGUUUAAUGCUUAAUUUUACUGUGAAGCUUAUAUCUGAUGCUGGAUAUCAAGGGGAAAUAACUAGUGUUUCAACAGCAUGUCAGCAGCUAGAAGUAUUUUCCAGAGUCCUGCGUACAUCUCUGGCAACAAUCUUAGAUGGAGGUGAAGAAAACCUUGAAAAAAACCUCCCUGAGUUUGCUAAGAUGGUGUGCCAUGGAGAACACACAUAUCUUUUUGCUCAAUCUAUGAUGUCCAUAUUAGCUCAAGAAGAGCAAGGAGGGUCGGCUGUCAGGCGGAUUGCUCAGGAGGUUCAGCGAUACGCUCAUGAGAAAGGCCAUGAUGCCAGUCAGAUCACUUUAGCAUUGGGUACUGCAGCCUCCUAUCCUCGAGCAUGUCAGGCUCUUGGUGCGAUGUUGUCUAAAGGAGCUCUGAAUCCAGCAGACAUCACUGUCCUGUUCAAAAUGUUUACAAGCAUGGACCCACCUCCAGUAGAACUGAUUAGAGUACCUGCCUUUCUGGACCUCUUUAUGCAGUCACUGUUUAAACCAGGUGCUAAGAUCAACCAGGACCACAAACAUAAAUACAUUCACAUACUGGCAUAUGCAGCGAGUGUAGUAGAGAUGUGGAAAAAGAACAAGAGGGUCAGCAUAAACAAGGAUGAACUCAAGUCAACUUCAAAAGCCAUUGAAACUGUUCACAAUCUCUGUUGCAAUGAGAACAAAGGAGCAUCGGAGUUGGUUGCAGAACUGAGUACACUCUAUCAGUGCAUCAGGUUCCCGGUGGUGGCAAUGGGUGUAUUAAAGUGGGUUGAUUGGACGGUGUCAGAACCACGGUAUUUCCAGCUGCAGACAGAUCACACUCCAGUUCAUCUGGCAUUAUUGGAUGAGAUUAGUACAUGCCAUCAGCUGCUUCAUCCCCAAGUUCUACAACUUCUCGUCAAGCUCUUCGAAACAGAACAUUCGCAGCUUGAUGUAAUGGAGCAGCUGGAAUUGAAGAAGACUCUCUUGGAUAGAAUGGUGCACUUACUCAGUCGAGGUUAUGUCCUACCUGUUGUCAGCUAUAUCCGCAAAUGCCUGGAGAAGCUGGAUACAGACAUCUCUCUUAUCAGAUACUUUGUUACAGAGGUGCUAGAUGUGAUUGCUCCUCCAUAUACCUCAGACUUUGUACAGCUUUUUCUUCCUAUCUUGGAGAAUGAAAGUAUUGCAGGUACUAUUAAAACAGAAGGUGAACAUGAUCCUGUCACUGAAUUUAUAGCUCAUUGCAAAUCUAACUUUAUUAUGAUGAACUAAACGGUGGAAAAUAUCAAGAAUGCAGACCAUAUGAUCACUACUUUGCCAUGCUCUCCACCAUUAAGGUUCCAUGACUGGGCAACACAGCAGCAAAAAAACCCCAAAACCUCCAACAAAACCCAAAAAAAUCCAAAACAAGGAAGAAGGGGCCAAAGGGCAUUUGUUUGACUUGCAUGGUGACCUUGAGCUUCAUAUCAGAGGACUGUUGAUGUACUUUGGAAAAUGGAAUAAUACUGAAGGGUUUUCUGUUACACAAGUUGGUAUAAAUCUGAAUAUUCUGAAAGCGAUAGCAGGAAAGAAACAGAUUUAUUUCAAAGAAUGUUAUUUUGGUUACUUGCAGAGUUUGUCACUGAUCCUUUGUGUAAUAAAUAAAACCUGAAGAAUACGGAAGGUAGUUCCUACUAAAAACACUUUGCAGUUCUUUGAAGACUAGAUCUCAUGCUCUAGGUUUUGAUGUUGUGAGUUGUGAAAAAGGAGUUUGUGUGUUAGCUCUGUGCUGCAGAGAAGCUGCAAUGCCUCUUUCUUACCUUUGCAUUAUACUAGAGUUCUAAAUGUCCUACGUAUUUACUGCUAUGAAGCAAACUUUGUGUAACAGAAGUGGAUUUGUAACGGUCAAAGUUAGUUUUAUAUUAACAGAUUAAUCCUAUGUGAGUGUGUUAUCUGUCAGAAUCUAUUUUUUUGUUAAAUAGAAGCAUCCAGUGUUACUGGUAAGUUUCAUUACCACGUCAGAAUUCUGCUCUCCAAAAAUAUGAAUAUGUGAAUUAUUUCAUUAUUGCUUGUUGUGCUCGGUUUUUAUACUUCUCUACUCUUUCCUGGUUGAUGCCAAACAGUGGGGGGUACACCCAAGAUUAUAAUUUACCUUUAAAUAAAGGUUUUCUCUUUUCCAGA
Molecule: messenger RNA, 3084 nt
Organism: Falco peregrinus (peregrine falcon)
Lineage: Eukaryota; Metazoa; Chordata; Aves; Falconiformes; Falconidae
Gene: NELFCD
Product: negative elongation factor complex member C/D
Exons: 14
Coding region: 595-2196 (533 amino acids)
Biological process (GO): negative regulation of transcription elongation by RNA polymerase II
Cellular component (GO): NELF complex; nucleus
Molecular function (GO): RNA binding
Source: RefSeq, a predicted model, not a curated record